AUGGAAGACGUCCUAUCUCGAGCCUGGGCACAUGUAAAGUGUGAAAAAGAUGUCGCCAGCCACGCCAAGGCGCAACGCAAGAAAGAGCCCAAGAUGAUUAGACCUGACCGAGCCGAGCGAGAUGAGAAACCCUCUCAAAGACCAGGCAUGGACUCCGGAAAUCAGAACCGGCGAGACCACAGUCACAAAACGGAGGAUUGCGUCGCACUAAAGAUCGAGCUCAACGAGCUGCUUAAGAAAGACGGAGUGAUCCAUGUCAUAUCGGGCGGUUCGGAAAUCAGCGGCAUAAGCCAUGCAGCCGUGAAGAAAAGCACCUGGAACGCUAAGCACGGCCUAGAGGCAGACAAGCCAAAACGCCUGCUCCUAGGAAUGGACGAAAUAAGCUUCACGACCAAGGAGCAGGAGAAAGUUCUCACCCCGCAUCACGACGCCCUGGUCAUAUCGCUCACCGUAGCGAACUGCCUGGACCUGGGGCUGGAGGAAAUCGCUCUAACUCGGAGGAUACCCCCCCUUAUAGGGUUCAGCGGGGAAGUCGAACAAAUCGCCGGGGAAGUAACCCUCCCCGUAUACGCUGAAGGAGUCAACACGUCAACCAAGUUCCUCGUUGUCGGCUGCGACUCGUCUUACAACAUGAUCCUUGGACGGCCUUGGAUUCACGGCAUGGCGGCCGUCCCCUCGACUCUUCACCAAAUGGUGAAAUUCCCUGCACCCUGGGCAUAA
This is a messenger RNA of Brassica oleracea var. oleracea, 720 nucleotides long. RefSeq lists its product as uncharacterized. The record is from RefSeq and is a predicted model, not a curated record. NCBI's taxonomy places the organism in Eukaryota, Viridiplantae, Streptophyta, Magnoliopsida, Brassicales, Brassicaceae. The coding region runs from base 1 to 720 and encodes 239 amino acids. The transcript is spliced from 4 exons.